Eimeria maxima is the source of this 1569-nucleotide messenger RNA. RefSeq lists its product as hypothetical. Bases 1 to 1569 code for a protein of 522 amino acids. The record is from RefSeq and is a predicted model, not a curated record. NCBI's taxonomy places the organism in Eukaryota, Apicomplexa, Conoidasida, Eucoccidiorida, Eimeriidae. The transcript is spliced from 9 exons.
AUGGAGUACUUCACGAGCACGAACGCGAAGGCGGCUGCCUUUCAGGUGGGGAGUGUCCGGUAUUCCUUGCCUGUAGAGGUGAUGGGAAGAAGCGACGUGCAGGCCAGUGGUCUGGCGCUAGUUGUGAGGCGAGAAGGCUUCAAAGACAUCCCCCCGAGGGUCCCCAAGACAGAAGACGGGGCAUUGCAACUUAACAGACCACAAAUGGGAUUUGAACUCAUGGUCGAACACCUCCUAGGUAUGCAACCUCUGAAGGGUUGUCCUUUGAAGGAGUUUGCAGAGAAGUACAUAGCUCUUAAGACUGAACUUCUCUAUUGGCAGCUGCCCACUGCAGAUGUCGCCUUCGAUGAUCGCCUCUACUACACCUCUGCCUGGACAGAUGGAGACUGUUUUUAUCCCCUUCGUCGUGAGGAUGCUGCCGCCUUCAGCCGCUCGGAGGCUGAAGCUCACCGGCCUGCCAAUGUGGUACAGCUUCAAGAUUCCUCGAUCCCCGAGGAGAUAAAAUGCUUUUUGGAAGAUGUUAAGGGAGACUUUCAGUGCUGGGCUACACCAGAGCCGACCCAGAACAACGCAGAGGGCGCUGCAGCAGCUGCAUCAGCUGCAAAUCAAACCAACCGGCUCUGCAUUGCAGCGGGUGAAGAUCGUUUCCUGUGUCUGCCUCCGGGGCUGCAGCGUCCAUGUGUCCAUUUUGCUGCUCUUCCGGACCGCAACGGCUUUGCGCCGUUUGCUGUUGCUGCUGGGCCUUUGGAGUAUACUCUUGUUUGGUCGCCUGGGGCCUUUUUGCACUUGCGAGGAGAGCAGAAAAAGUCCGGAGAAAUUCGAUACCAGCUGGAACUCAUUAUCAAAAAGCCUGCCUGGCUGUGCAUACACCCCACUCUCGGAUCAGUUCUUUCAGGGGUAGAAGGACCAGUGCCGCACAUCUUUUGCUUCGGGAUGCCUGAUGCACAAGUUGUGCGCUUCUUUCCUUGGGGUGCCCUUGCAAUCAAUGGAGAAGUCAUUUGCGACGCCCAGGCAAAAACAGCAGAUGAGCAAAACUCGACGCAGGAGACACGUGGAGUUACAGCUCAAGCGCAAGGUCGUGGCGAGCCCAAGCCAGCCCUGGCAGCAACUUUUCUCCGUCUUUUCAACAAGUCAUUCGAACCGCCUCUCCGCAUUUGCUUCCUCAAUACUGACAAAGAGGGGAAAUCUGUGACCUUGAAGCGGCUGAAGGAUUUUGACGUGCACGACACAAGAAAUGAAGAGGUGACAGGAUUUAACAUCAUGCUGGCUCUGAAGGGAGCUUUGGCGGAGGCACGGGCAGACCGCGCAGUACCCGACAAACAGAAGCCUGGAAAGACAAUUGUCUUCCAGAUAGACAGCAACGGUCAGCUUGUUGACGAAAAUCAAAUCGUCAUUGAUGGAGGCGGUCCCCGAGGAGAAGAACUCUUCUCCAUUGCAGUUUAUGGAGAGUACGACUGCACAUCGCAAAAGUACUACACCUUUGAGACCGGUAAGAAGCUGUUUGAUUUCCACCGCCAGAUGUUUAUGAACCGCAGUUUGCAGCACUCUGGCAACUGCAACAUUAUGUAG